GUGCACCCGGAUGAUUUCCGUGGGCCUCGCAGUGAUCUGAGGUUCUACAUCUAUGACCUGCCUGGUGCUGCCAACCGAGAGAUCUUGGUGCAGCUGCACGGCCGGAUUCGCGAGUCGGCGGCACAACCCUCCACGUGCGACUAUGGCCUUUCUCCAUGCAGUGAAAUGCACGGGAUGGGCAUGUUUGGCGGCAUGCGUGUCUUCGCUGCUGAGGCAACGAUCCUUGCCAAGUUGCUUUCGGCCCCCGAUGAGGUCAUUGUGAAAGACCCCACAGAGGCCUCCUACUUCGUUGUGCCCUUCUUCUCAUCCGCUUGGUGUAUCCUGGCAUCGCCACGGGGCUGGGUCCGGUGUGGGGCGUAUCGACCUCUUAAUGCCCUGCUUCCCCUGCUCACGUACUUCAAUGCUUCCACUGCCCAUCGCCACAUCUUCCUGGCCACGGAUUCCACAGGCGACCUGCCUCAAGAUUUGCAAAUGCAGUCUACC
Molecule: messenger RNA, 483 nt
Organism: Symbiodinium sp. CCMP2456
Lineage: Eukaryota; Dinophyceae; Suessiales; Symbiodiniaceae
Source: the annotation of a GenBank genome assembly